Messenger RNA from Leptopilina boulardi, 1108 nucleotides. RefSeq lists its product as uncharacterized. The transcript is spliced from 3 exons. NCBI's taxonomy places the organism in Eukaryota, Metazoa, Arthropoda, Insecta, Hymenoptera, Figitidae. The record is from RefSeq and is a predicted model, not a curated record. The coding region runs from base 223 to 1077 and encodes 284 amino acids.
UGGUUGAAAUCCAUUUGUAACAUGACGCCCCGACGUCUUUGUGUUUGUGUGUUCCUUAAUGAAAUGCGUCAUUUUUCUCGGCGAGUCGAUUUGUGUGAAAUGGUGGAAGCUGAGAAAUUUCCAAGUGCUUGAAAACCGUAAUUUUGUGAUAAGACGGUUCGAUAAAUUGAUUUCAAUUAUACACGAGGAAAGUUGAAAAAAAAAAAUCUACACGUUAUCAUCAUGGUGAAGAAACGUGGCAUUGUUUGGAAUUAUUUUGAGAAAAAAGUUGAUGGUACACAAGUGAUUGCUUUUUGUAAAUUUUGUGAUCAAUCUUAUACACAAAAUGCAACACGUAUGGAAAAACAUAUGGAACGUUGUCCAAAAUGUCCGGAGGAUAUUAAAAUGCAGUUCAUACAAGUUGGCGUUACAAAGAGGUCAAAAGCAAGAAUUCUUGGCAAUUCGAUGGAGAAUUGGGUGAAGCAAGAUAAUACAAUUGAAGGUAAUAUUACCGAAACCGAAAUUGAAGAAUUAGAAAACUGGGAAUACAGAAAUCAGAAUUAUGCAGAUGAAGGUUCGAGUAAUGCGCCACAAACCGUUGAACUAAUCAUGCAGGAUGAUGAAUCGUGGGUUGGCCGUGAAACCGAAUUAGAAAAUACCGAACACGAGGAAACAAUUACAAAAACCGAGUGGAUAGCUAGCCAAGGCAGUGGACAAUCAAAUGCUUCUUCACAAGAACAACCACGACCAACGCAGAGGAAAGUUUUCAUACCGAGAAGAAUUUCACAGUGGCCAGUUGUUACGCCACGUUCGCAUUCAACUCAUUCGCCUUUACAGAGUAAAAUUUAUCAGGAACAACUUUUAGAGAAACGUGCAUUAAGAAGAAUUGCCGAACUUGAAUUACGUAGAAAAACAAUGGAGUUUGAGAGAUUUCAAUGGGAAUAUGAAAGAGAUAAAGCACAAAGUGAAGUUAAAUGGGCCCAUGAUACAAGAAUGAUGCAAUUAAAAGAGGAACGUGAACGACAAUUAAUUGAACAAAGUCGAGUUGGAUUACCGCGGAUUAUAAAUUGCACGACAUUACAAUCGUCAUCUCCUUAAAUUGUUCAUUUUCAAUUUUGUUCCAUAAUUA